GUUUUCUUUCCCCCUCUCGCAGUAUCAUUCCCGCUUGGUCGCCAUGGGAUUGCGGCCGACGGAGAGCUCCAAAUCGAUGAAUUGUUUGUUGAAUUUGCUUGAGGAUUCAAUGGGAUCGUGAUCUGGAGCUCCGGAUCUAUAGAUCUAUACUACUUACUAUCACAAAUCCCUUUCUUUUGAUUCUUCACAGCGUCGCCAAUCGAAGAAACAAAUGCCAUUCUAGGCUUUCCCUAUUUCCCCACCAACCCAAUUUUCUGUCAAAUGCACCCUACGAUGGGAUCAUUUUCCCCAGAGAGGAGGGAUGAUACUUUCGCUCCUCCUCCUCCCUCGUCGGCGAUUCUUUCUUCUCCAUCUUCCUCUUCCUUUUCGUCAACUUCUUCGUUUAAAUCGUCUUCAUCCUCUUCUUGUUCUUCGAAGUACAUCGAGCAUCCGGUGUCCAAGUUUGACACACUUGCAGGCGUCGCCAUAAAGUACGGGGUUGAGAUCGCAGAUAUCAAGAAAAUUAAUGGCCUAACAACAGAUCUUCAAAUGUUUGCUCACAAAAUAUUACUUAUUCCUCUUCCCGGAAGGCACCCACCAUCAACUCCUAUCCAACCUAAUAGUUCUUUUGAUGACAGAGGUGAUUCUGCUACCAAUUCUCCUCGAAGAGACGUAUUAGAUUCUUUGCAGUUGGUGAAGUUGGAUUUCCUCCAAAAUAGUGAAAUCUCUCCAGCCAUGAGUACCUUGCAGAAUUACUAUGAUCUUUUACAUCAUAAAAACGGAUCUACAGCUAAAAGCACAGAAAUGACAGUUUAUGAAACACGUGGUGCAUCAUAUUCUGAAGAUGAAAUGCUUCCUAAAGCAUCAACAGCUUCUGAAACACAACCAAGAAGGUCCAUGUGCAUCCUCAGGAGCUGCUACCACUCAGAUAAUAGUUAUUAUGGGAAUACCUUGCUACUCAACAAAUCUGGGGAUGCAAGUAAUUGUGAGAAAUCCAAGUUGGAUGAAUCUAUCAAGCGUCGUCAAAAAGCCGAUACGGAUGCUUUGAGUGCUCUGGAAGAAAUUAUUGAAGGAUUUAUAAAUAGGAUUGGAAGAGGAUUGGCACCAAAGGCAUUGUUAACGAGUCUGAUGGAUUACAGAAGUCCAACACAAGAUACUUCUCAAACUAAUAGUCUUCUUGCUGUGAUGAAGUCUUUUAGCUCCUUAAGUUUGCAAGAAGAAAACUACUCCAUUUGGUCUUAUUCUAGAUGGUCACUGAAACCUGAUUCAAUCACAAAGCCAAUUUUUUCUUCUUUACCGAAACAAAUUUCUGCCUGGAGAAGCAAAGCUGCUCUAGAUUAACCAUAGAACUUAUUUGGUUCUUGUACCAUGUUCUUAUUAUAACAAGUGAAAGCUGCAAAGAUUGGAGAUAUGUGUUCAGUGACAAUUAAUCAAUUUUGUAUUGCAUCAAAGUUUCUCAUUGUAUAU
Molecule: messenger RNA, 1446 nt
Organism: Zingiber officinale
Lineage: Eukaryota; Viridiplantae; Streptophyta; Magnoliopsida; Zingiberales; Zingiberaceae
Exons: 3
Coding region: 262-1320 (352 amino acids)
Source: RefSeq, a predicted model, not a curated record